CGCCAUCUUCUGGAUAUCUACUCAACUUACACACAUGAAUCAAAAGCACACCGUACGGUAGAGGGAGCCAUUACACAUAGCUCUAAUGUUACUCCGUAUGGUUGUGUCUACCCGUUACAGUCCGGCAUAAAACCUAGCUCGCUUUCGUCAACUCCUCCUUUAGCACGGACCAAAGAUAUCCCGGAGUAAGGACAGCACGCAUGUGCCGUAAACCCGGAUGUAGAUAUUUUUCACCAAAGCUUUGCCAUUCCAAACCAGUUAACCAAAUCGGGUUAACCAGCCGUGACAGGUGUCGAGCUACGUUGAUGUCACAUCUGAGUAAAAGCUCCACAACAAUCUGUUUCCGAAGAGCUGCACUUUUACGGACACCUCCUGUAACUUACAGGAUGGACUUUCGCGGCAGGAGGCAUGAGCGAGGCAGCAACUGGACUGACCCGGAGAUAGUGGAGCUGCUCCAACUGUGGUCCGAUGACUCGGUCCAGAAUGAACUGGAGAGCUCAUUGCGCAACCAGCGUGUAUUUGACCGCAUAGCCCACAUCUUACGCGAAAAGGGCAUUUACCGUACCGGUGACCAGUGCAGGGAGAAAAUCAAAAAGAUGAAGCUGGAGUACCGCCGCAUUAAGGACAAUCACAAAAUGAGGUCUUGGAAGUUCUAUGAUGUGAUGGACAGGGUGCUGGCGAACCGGCCAGCUAUCACCUACUCCUCCUUGGGUGGAGCUGUCAUAGCUCAACAGGUGUUUCAGUGCCCAGGUGGGCCUGAGGCAUACCUGCAAGGAGUUCCAGCCGGCACCUUUGGUCCUGCCUCCUCAGGUGGGUUUCUGUUUGGUCAGCCUCCAAAACCUGGAGAUCCACUGGAUAUUAAAUGUGAAGAUGUUGAGGAGAGCCUUCUGAAUUCAGGUGUCGCUCCCCCCGAGAUGUACUAUGAAUCUGGAGAUGAACAGGAAACUGAUGGCCAGUCUCUACUGGGGCCAGAUACUCCUCUGGGUCAUGUUGAGAGCUCAGCAAAUGCAAGAAUCUCACCUUCAGGUUUUAGUGACAUGAACAUUGCCAGUUCCGCCACAGCUGUCACCCACGCUUUUGGUGGUCCUGGGCCACAGGACAUAUCAGAGGGGCCCAGUAAGAAGGCUUGUCGUCCCCCAAGCGUGAGACAGAGGAAGCGUCGCCUGGGUGGCAAGACAUCAUGGAGCUAUGGGGGUGCUAGAUGCGGUGGCCAAAGAAGCCUGGAUAAAGCCUUGGCCAGCUUUCUGAAAUGGCAGCAGUCAGCAGAGGAGCGCCUCCUCUCCCUGGAGGAGGCGCGGCUGGAGAGAGAGCUGCAGGCGGAGGAGCGCUGGGAACAGCGGGAGGAGAGAAGGGCGGAACAGGAGCGCCAGCAUGAGCUCCGUCUGUUCAGCAUGCUCACAGGGGUGUUGGUCGCUGUCAGACAGGGCACUCCGACCGCCGCGACAACACCGACUGACCCCUCCAUUUCACCCCUAGCUCAUCUGUCAGCAUCCCUGAUAACCACGGCCACCCCCUCUGUCUCGUCAUCUUUAUCUCAGCCCCCUUCAGAGGCUUCCGCUACACAGGCUUUUUCCACUCAGGAGACAAUAGAGUCCACAACGCCUGCAUCUGUCAAGGCCCGCAAAAUGUCUCAGAGCGUUUUGGCAGCACUGAAAGGUGCCGAAACUCCUGGCCCUAGCGCGUACCUGUCCAACCGUGGCAACAGUAUCCGACAAACUCAAGGCAUUCUCCAGGAGGGCUAUGCCCAAUAUUUAAUGGACAAACACCAUGACACAAAGAACCCUGAUGGUAUAAUCAACAUGGGUACCAGUGAGAACAAAUUAUGCUAUGAUGUUCUUGGUCAACGGCUGACCAAGCCUGACAUGCCACAUUUUGACCCAUCCUUGUUGCAGUAUUCAGACUGGAAGGGACACGCAUUCCUGAGAGAGGAGGUUGCAAAGUUCCUGACUCACUACUGCUGUUCUCCAAACCCAUUGAAAGCUAACAAUGUUGUGGUGAUGAAUGGCUGUGGUUCCCUCUUCUCGUGUAUUGCAGCAGUAAUUUGUGACCCUAAAGAUGCCAUUCUCAUUCCCACUCCUUUCUACGGCGUUAUCACUGAGGAUCUACAUUUGUAUAGUGAUGUAAAGCUCUUCCAUGUUCCUCUUGACUGUGAGGCUGAUGGCAAGGACAGUCGACCCUUCCACCUCACCGAAGGCAAACUAGAAGAAGGUCUGAAAAGGGCUAAACAAGAAGGUGUGAUCAUCCGAGCUGUAAUACUGAUGAACCCCCACAACCCUCUGGCUGAGAUCUACACCGCGGAUGAGAUGAUUGCCUUCUUGGAGUUUGCCAAAAGAAAUGAGCUCCACUGUAUCGUGGAUGAAGUGUACAUGCUGACGGUCUUUGAUGAAUCUGUUGCCUUUAACAGUGUCCUCAGUUUAGACAGGUUGCCUGACCCACAGAGGACACAUGUAAUGUGGGGGAUGAGCAAGGACUUUGCAAUGGCAGGAAUCAGAAUAGGCACUCUGUAUACCGAGAACCGAGACCUUGUGGAGGCGUUGGCCCAGCUGGGCGCAUUCCACGGUGUCUCUGGAAACAGCCAGCACCAGGUAGCACAGCUGCUUCAGGACAGAGAGUGGAUCAGUGAGGAGUUUUUGCCCGAGAACAGGCGCAGACUGAAAGCUGCUCACAGUUACGUGACAGGAGAGCUGCGGAGUAUGGGCAUCCCCUACCUGGACAGACAUGCCGCUCUGUACGUCUGGGCUGACCUCAGAAAGUUUCUCCGAGAGCCGUCGUUUGAGGAGGAGUUGUCCCUGUGGAAGGGUUUCCUCAGACACAAGGUGGUGGUGAGCUGUGGUCAGGCCUUCUCCUGCUCCACGCCCGGCUGGUUCCGCAUAGUCUUCGCAGACCAACAGCACCACCUUCAGCUCGGCCUGAAGCGGAUUAGGGAGGCCUUGAAAGAAAUUGAAGAAAGAAGCACCAGCCCCGAUUCACGCUCUAUCAAAGAAGCCAGUGAGGAGGGCGAUAAAUCCGAGAAAGAGGACAGCGACGAUUCAGACAAUGCUGCGGUUGUCAAUUCAACGUCAUCACCCAAGAGUAAGUCAUCCAACCAGCUGAUGGAGAAGGAUUGCCCUGUUCCUGACACAGGCCCGCUGGCCACCGCAGACUUAGUGUUGCUGGACUGCCAAGCAUCCAAGCCUGACAGUCUGGGUUCUCUGAUUGGCACACUCAGGCACCAGAUCCACUCCUCCGAUUGGCUGGAGAAAAACACUCCAGAGCUGACUGCUGCGGAGGACCCAGAGAUUCUUGAUGUAUUCAAGGCCCUGCUGCAAAGAGCCAGAAAGUAAGCUUAGGAUGAAGUGGCCCUAAAUGUAGCUGCCACAUGUCAAGAGGCAGUACUUCAGCAUCCUUCUUAGUCUCUGUUUUUAUUGUAAAAAUAUUGAUACAAACACCUGACACAAGGUCAAAUCUGAUGGCUGUUUCUGAGUAACCAGGAACCAUUUGCUGUGAGAUGGCUAAAGAGAAGAGAAGAAGGAAAGGAAAGCAGGUUAGACCAUGAUGAAAGGACAGCAGCCCUUUUCUUUCUGCAUCUCGAGGCCUUAUUUUCAAUCUGCUAAGGGAGAUGGCCUUGUUUUUUUUAAUUUGAAAAUAUGUAUUUUUAUUUACUGCAACUCUAAGUGAAUGCCAAAUAUAAUCAACCAAAAGUCCCGUUCUAUUCUUCUCUUAAAUAUUCUAAUCUGAUUUGUACGUCUUUUAUUAUUUGCUCAUAUGCACUUUAUUUGAUCAGAAUGUAUUGCACUUCUGUAAAGUUAAUGAUCUGUGAAUAAAGAAAUUUAUUCUU
Messenger RNA from Etheostoma spectabile (orangethroat darter), 3817 nucleotides. It is a transcript of the gene accs, whose product is annotated as 1-aminocyclopropane-1-carboxylate synthase homolog (Arabidopsis)(non-functional). Gene Ontology annotation, biological process: amino acid metabolic process; biosynthetic process. The record is from RefSeq and is a predicted model, not a curated record. NCBI's taxonomy places the organism in Eukaryota, Metazoa, Chordata, Actinopteri, Perciformes, Percidae. Bases 201 to 3323 code for a protein of 1040 amino acids. The transcript has 17 exons. Gene Ontology annotation, molecular function: pyridoxal phosphate binding; transaminase activity.